Peronospora farinosa is the source of this 948-nucleotide messenger RNA. NCBI's taxonomy places the organism in Eukaryota, Oomycota, Peronosporomycetes, Peronosporales, Peronosporaceae. The record is from the annotation of a GenBank genome assembly.
AUGAAAUGGGUAACGGUGAGAUCAGAGGGCUUGCCACCAGACCCUCGAUACGACUGUGGGCUAGCGAUCCAUGGGAAUGUCGUGAUUGUUGUAGGUGGUAUCGUCGGCAAGCUACGCCUAAACGACUUGCACACUUUAGACCUCGCAGCAAAGCCGUCGCCUCGAUGGGCUCAACCACCGAUUAGCGGUACGCCACCACCGUCAGGUCACCUGCUCCAGAUAUUCGUCCUUGGCGACGAUUUGUAUGCGAUCGGUGGCACAAUUGAUGGAAAAUUUCUAACAGAACUUCACCAGCUCAACGUCAAAGAAUGGAAGUGGGAUAAGCUUGAAGUUGCCGGAAACCCUCCGUCAAUGCGAUAUUGGUACUCGCUGGCAGUGUUGCAGGGCAUGGCUAUCUUGUACGGGGGUUACGGGCAUCCUCAGCGACUUAGCGAUACGUUUGCGCUUCGAUUUGACACAAAAAUUCCGACAUGGGUGGAGCUGCGGCCUCGAGGUGAUAUCCCGGGACCGUCCUCAACGCAUUCUGUGUGCGUUAUAAAAGACCGCAUGUACAUUUUCGGAGGAUACGACGGCAAAUACCGUCGUGGUCAAGUAUUUGCUUUUGAAAUCGAGGACGCUACAAAAGAGGGUAUUGAUUGUGUUUGGCGCAAAGUAGAGACCCAAGGCGACGGCCCUGCAUCACGCUACACGCACUCGGGGGUCAGCGUUGGGUCGCGAAUAAUUGUGUACGGAGGUAACACUGGAUGCUUGAAAGGCGACGCGUAUGUAUUGGACCUCGGGACAGUUGAAGCGAUGCCGACCUGGAAACUAGUCAAGUGUGAUCCUCCUCUAACUCCUCGAGCCUGGCAUCGAGCCGUGGCUUGGAAUGGUGCAAUGUACGUGUUUGGAGGAAACACGACCAAUGGGCACGAUAACAAUGUCAUACGAGUGACAUUCACAGCAUUAUAG